AAAGAGAAAAAGAUUGAGUCAUCCAUGCUAACAUUCUUUGUAUAGGAGAUGAACUAAGAUUUUUGGGAGUAGACCUAAACUACUGAAUUAGAUGUAUUGAUAUAUAUUAAUUUAAGUCAUAAGAAUUUCUGAUUGAACAUGAAUUUGUUAGAGAGGCUAAGAAGGAAGUAAAAGUGAAACACACAUUGCUUGUAAUGGGAGAGGAGUAUUUGUAUAAGAUCUCUCCAAAAUAAAAUUUAAAGCGAGUUCCUUUAAAUAUUCUGCAUUUUGACACAAUUCCAAAAUUACCAGAAGAUCAUAUUUUGCAACUCAAUUCUGAAAAUUAAUUAUAAGGAUUCAAAUUAACUUAUGCAAGUAAGAUACUUCAAGUAUUCACUUCAAAUUCUGUUGUUUUUUUGUAAUGGCAAGCUAUUUUAAAACGAAAAUGUCUGCUUUCUUCGUUCCAUGAAAAAUAUCAUGUUGAGAAAAUGAUUGGCAAAGGCAGUUUCGCCAAAGUUUAUUUGGCUACUUCAAAUGGAUAGUCAUAUGCUAUAAAAGCAUUUAGCAAGCAAUUCAUUAAUGAAUAACUGAAGGUACACUCUGAUUUUUAAAGUAGGGCAAAGAAAGUCUACUUAACGAAAUGCAAGUUAUGAGAGCCAUCAAACAUCCUAAUAUUGUAUAAUUAUUAGAAGUGCAUGAAACUUAGAAUUCAAUCUAUUUUGUUUUGGAAUUAGUUGUUGGAGGGGAAUUGCUCUAAAGAGUAAAAGAGAAAGGUAAUUUAUAGUGAUUAUUCUCAGGAUUAUUGAAAUCUGAUGAUCUGAUUAAAAUUGCAUUUAAUUUACUUAGUGCUUUGGAUCAUUUGCACUAAAAGAAAAUAUUCCAUAGAGAUUUGAAACCUGAAAAUUUACUAUUAAAAUCUAAAGAGGAUAACUACAAUAUUAUGAUCGCAGACUUUGGUUUGGCAGCCUUCUCUGAUUAGGAGUUAAUAUUCAAAAGAUGUGGAACUCCAGGUUUUGUUGCUCCAGAAAUCUUACUCUAUAUUGAUGGAGGACCAAUUUAUGAUACUAAAUGCGAUAUUUUCAGUGCUGGUGUCAUCUUGUACAUAUUAAUUGUAUUAUCUAUCAAACUUAUGAUUAGACUGGUAAAUAACCAUUCCCUGGAUAAGAUCAAAAAGCCAUUUUAAAGGCUAAUAAAGCUUGCUAAAUCGAUUUUGGGUUGCCUGCCUUUUUAAAGACUCCAAUUGAAUUUUAAGAUUUAGUAAAAAAGAUGUUGUCUAAUAAGAUCAGUGAUCGACCUACUGCAUAAGAUGUAAGUAUUGUUAUGUAUUCUAUCAAGUGCUUAAAACAUAAACUAUUUGCUAAAAUAUCUUAAUAAUUAAAGCAAGAUUAACAAGAAUUAGAGGAAUAACAAUAGUAGGUUUUGAAUAAUCUGGCCAGUUAUGACUUGGAAUAUACAAUUGGUUUAAAGAACAAUACUCAAAAGUAAAAUAUAAUUGAAUUAGUUCGGAGGAUUUAGUAGGAUCUCAGUAAUUGCAAUGGCGAAAACCAGCAUAUAAUGGUAAUGUUUAGACUGUGGAAACCUUAACAAACUGUUCUACCGUUUCCAUCAAAUAAAUUGAUGCCUAAUCUACAUCUUAGUCCUAAUAGCAAAAAUAACCUUAAUAAUCUAAAUUCAGUAUUUUCAGUGCUAAAUUAUCAAGAUAAAAUAGUUUUGAUGGGGGAACUGGUAUUUAAUAUACAUUUAUGAAGAUAUGUUCAAAGAUUGUGCAUCUCCUGGUAGAAGUAAGAUUUCAAAAGAGAAAGAUUUGCAUAAGAUUGCAUUGAAGAACUCUUUUCGAUUUUGCUAAAAACCAUAAUUGUAAGUGGAAGACAAUCAAAUCAACCAAGAGCAAUCAGAGGUAAGUGAAUUGAUUAAAAGACAUAAUUCUAGUGAAUUGAUAAAAAUGAAUCGUACUGAUCAUGAAAUUUAAUCUCCUAAAAAAGUCGAAUGA
Molecule: messenger RNA, 1969 nt
Organism: Paramecium octaurelia
Lineage: Eukaryota; Ciliophora; Oligohymenophorea; Peniculida; Parameciidae
Source: the annotation of a GenBank genome assembly